Oryza brachyantha (malo sina) is the source of this 4121-nucleotide messenger RNA. Its product is annotated as exportin-4. Bases 1 to 3501 code for a protein of 1166 amino acids. The transcript has 32 exons. Gene Ontology annotation, biological process: protein export from nucleus. Gene Ontology annotation, cellular component: nuclear pore; cytoplasm. The record is from RefSeq and is a predicted model, not a curated record. Gene Ontology annotation, molecular function: nuclear export signal receptor activity. Lineage: Eukaryota; Viridiplantae; Streptophyta; Magnoliopsida; Poales; Poaceae.
AUGCAGGGCUUCCCCGGCGGCGCCCCCGAUCCGCAGCAGCUGCGGGCCACCAUGCUGGCCAUCGAGCAGGCCUGCUCCCUCAUCCAGAUGCACAUGAGUCCAGCUGAAGCGGAAAAAGUUAUAAGCUCACUGCAUUCAGCUCCGAUGCCUUAUCAAGCAUGCAGAUUUAUCCUUGAGACAUCUGUCAUGCCAAAUGCGAGAUUCCAAGCUGCUGGAGCAAUUGGUGAUGCAGCAAUAAGGGAGUGGGGAAUCCUCUCAGAUGACAACAAAAAAAGCCUAAUAGUGUAUUGCUUGAACUAUGUUAUGGAGCAUGCAAGUUCCCCAGAAGGCUAUGUGCAAGCAAAAGUUUCUGCAGUAUCAGCUAGAUUACUUAAAAGAGGCUGGAUUGAGUUCUCGGACCAAGAAAAAGCUGCCAUCUUCUUUGAGAUUGAGCAAUCCAUCCGAGGCAUCCAUGGACUUGGUCGACAAUUUGCUACAAUCAAUUUCUUAGAAGCUUUGGUUUCAGAGUUUUCACCUGCAACUGCUUCUGCUAUGUGCCUGCCUAAGGAAUUUCAUGACCAAUGUGAAUGGUCACUUGAAGUGAAGUUUCUGAAGGACUUCUAUUGCUGGGCACAAGCUGCUGUGUUCAAUAUUGCAGACAGUAUAUUGAAUGGAGAAGCAGGUGUAGCUGAGGAGAAAGCGUGCUCAGCAGCAUUUCGCCUUAUGUUCCAGAUAUUAGGCUGGAACUUCAAGCACAAUGUGGAGCAUGCAAAUUCGGAAGCUAAGAUUAAUUCUGGUUUGAGGAGUGAUGCCAUAAAUCUGAAGAAAUUUGAGCGUUCAUUGGUGAAGCCAGGGUCUAUGUGGAGUGAUAUUCUAAUAUCAAGUGGGCACAACACCUGGGUUUUGAACUUUUAUACUACAGCCCGCCAGAAGUUCUCAUAUGAUACACUGUGGGUUGAUUCGCCUAUUGCGACCUCCUGCAGACAACUCAUAGUGCAGUUAUGCUCAUUGGCAGGCUCCGUCUUUCCUAAUGAUAAUGCAGACGCACAGAUUAAACACCUUGUGCACAUAUUAUCUGCUGUUGUUCUGUGGAUUGAACCUCCUGAUGUCAUUGCUGCAUCAAUUCGAAGUGGAGCAAGUGAAAGUGAGUUUAUAGAUGGGUGCCAUGCCCUUCUUUCAAUGGCAUCUCUGUCUACCUGUUCUCUUUUCAACAACCUCCUGAAGUCAAUGAGGCACUAUGGCACAAUUAAUCUACUUUCUGCUUUGACAUCCGUAGCUGUCAAGUCUUCUCUGGAUAACCAGAAUGAAGAGGAAACCUGGGGCUCGGAGGCUCUUGAUAUAUUGUUAGAAACAUGGAAUGUUAUUCUUGGGGACAUCGAUGCUGAUAAAAGUCAUAUGUCAGUUGAUGGAGCAACUGCAGCUUCAAGUUUGUUUAAGAUCAUUGUGGAGUCACAUUUGAAGGCGGCUGCUGAUUCUGCAUUCGAGGAUACUGAUGAUGCUGAAUACUUUCAUGUUUCUGUUUCAAAGCGCGAUGAACAAUUGGCCCUGUAUGCUCAGAUUGCACGUUCAGCUGCUGACACAACUGUACCCUUUCUUGCGCAAUUGUUUUCAGAGCGAUUUGCACACUUGAGUCAGAUAAAUGGUGAAAAUGAUCCUACUCAAACUUUGGAAGAGCUGUAUUGGCUGUUGCUAAUAACCAGUCAUGUCCUAACAGAUUCAGGAGAAGGAGAAACACUGCUUAUUCCUGAAGCAUUGCAGGCUGGAUUUCCCAAUGUAGUUGAUGUAGCGCAGCAUCCAGUAGUUACACUCUCAUGGUCAAUAAUAAAUUUUUCUCGACAGUGUCUAGAUCCAGGAAUUAGGGCAAGGUACUUCAGUCCACGACUCAUGGAGGCAGUGAUUUGGUUCUUGGCAAGAUGGGUUGCAACCUAUUUAGUACCACUUGAUGUGAGUAGGGGGCAAGUAAACAGAGCACAAAUUGAUGGUGUGGACAACCAUGCUGCCCAACAUUCUAGAAAAAUGCUAAACAGUUUUGCUUGGGAGAAUAACCAAGGAGAGUUUGUUCUUGAUUUUGUUGUUCUUAUAUCAAUGGUAGCCCUUACUACAUAUCAGGGAGAAAAUGAGCUGCAGACACUUACAUGCCAGAAGUUACUUGCCACAGUUGUUCGGCGGAAGCACACAUGCACUUAUGUUGUUCAGUUGGAUUCGUGGCGUGAUCUUACAAGAGCUUUUGCAAGUGGACGUUCUUUAUUCUCAUUAAGUGGACGCUUACAGAGAUCUCUGGCAGAAACACUUACCUGUGCAGCUUCCUGCAUUAAAGAUCCUGAAGCAUCUGUGCAGUAUUUGAGGGACCUCAUGGGACCAGUUGCUGGAUGCUUAGUAGAGAAUGCUAGCAGGAGUGAUCUCAAAUCUGUGGCACAACAGGCAGAUGUUGUUUACAUGGUUUGUUGUCUAUUGGAACGACUAAGAGGAGCUGCUAGAGCUACUCAACCUCGCACUCAGAAAGUUCUAUUUGAGAUGGGUCACACUGUGAUGAACUCGCUCUUGACUCUUCUGGAGGUGUACAAAAAUCAGUCUGCAGUCAUAUACAUGAUACUCAAGUUCGUUGUUGAUUUUGUUGAUGGUCAAGCUGUAUUCUUUGACGCCAAGGAAACAUCAGUUUUGGUUAACUUUUGCCUGAAACUACUCCAAAUAUACUCCUCUCAUAAUAUUGGAAAGGUGAUGCUCUCGCUUUCUUCUAGUUUGCGCAGUGAAUCACAAGCUGAAAAAUAUAAGGAUCUGCGUGCUUUGCUUCGGCUUCUGACAAAUAUUUGCUCAAAGGAUUUGGUUGGUUUCCUAUCUGAUAGUAGCAUUGAAGGUUCACAAGAUAUUGCUGAGGUCAUCUAUGUUGGAGUUGAUAUUGUCACUCCCUUGAUAUCUUUGGACCUUCUGAAGUACCCUAAACUCAGUCGUGAUUAUUUUGCUCUUGUGUCUCAUUUGUUGGAAGUGUACCCGGAGAAGGUCGCUAACUUAAACAAGGAUGCCUUUUCAAGGAUUAUUGGAAGUCUUGAGUUUGGCCUGCGCAAUCAGGAUAGCGACAUUGUCGAGAGGUGCCUUACAGCAAUAAAUGCUCUUGCUUCUUACCAUUUCAAAGAGAGUCUUGGAGGUAGAGGAGGACUUAGCUCACAGCUUAUGGAGUCAGAAGGGUCAAAUGGCAAACUUCAGGAAAGCAUAUCAAGUCACUUUUUGAAGCUUCUGCUGCAAUUGCUUCUGUUUGAAGAUUUCAGAAUGGAACUAGCGGGUUCUGCUGCAGAUGCUUUGCUUCCUUUGAUUUUAUGUGAACAUGCUCUAUAUCAGAGUCUGGUCCAGGAGUUACUUGAGAAACAACAGAAUCCGACGGUGAAAUCAAGGCUGGGAAUGGCAUUUCAUAACCUCACAAGCUCCAACAAUCUCUCAAACUUGCUCGACCGACCGAACAGGCAGAGAUUCAGGAAAAACCUGCGCGCUUUCUUGGGCGACGUCUCGGGCUUCAUGCAGAUAAAAUAAAUAGACGUCAGUACGUGACAGCAGGGAAGCAGUGAUCCACUGGUCAGUUGUUGAAACCACAGAUCAUCCCCCCGAUGUGCCAGGAGCGCUUGUGUGCACGAUGUGGUGGACUCGUCAUCAAGAAAUGCUUGACAUCACAAGGAGACAUCCUCUCCAGUCUGUCAAUGACAACAUGCUCUCCAGUAGAUGGCAAUGGUUGCUUCUCCAGAAAGGCCAGGGAUAUGUGAACCGGAUGCCAUGCCCACAUACACAAUGAGACGUCAUGUAAAUGGUUUUUUGCUUCGCUAAAACAUGCCCAGGGCACCACCACACACACCAAGGGUAGGAAUUUUGCUGCAACAUGUCACCCACGUUUUUGCUCUGCCCAUCAUCAGUGUAGGAGAAAGAUAGGAGUGCUUUAGCUCUUUAGCAUCCACAUGCUGGUGUCAAUUGUACCCCAUCAUAUAUACUGUACUUAACCACUUUCCUCUCUGCAUUGUGAGAGAGAGAGAGCACACAAAGCUUCAGGUCUCUUUGCUGUGACCAUCUAGAGGCCUGUUUGAAGAAGCUUAUAGAUGUUGAGAAAUAACUGCUUGGUAGUCAGUUUUUAAGAAUUUGAAAAAGCUCUGAAACCCAGCUUC